Messenger RNA from Penicillium diatomitis, 1251 nucleotides. RefSeq names its product dolichyl-phosphate beta-glucosyltransferase. Bases 1 to 1251 code for a protein of 416 amino acids. NCBI's taxonomy places the organism in Eukaryota, Fungi, Ascomycota, Eurotiomycetes, Eurotiales, Aspergillaceae. Gene Ontology annotation, cellular component: endoplasmic reticulum membrane. The record is from RefSeq and is a predicted model, not a curated record. The transcript has 3 exons.
AUGGUCCAAACAUGGACCGGCGUUUGCCGUGAGUGCCUCACAGCCGUGUCCAGUGUCCCGGCUACUAUCCUGUUCGGCUCAAUUGGAGCGACAAUGGUAGGAUUGUUUAUAUUGGCCUUCUCCUUCCUCUGUCUGGUCGCCCCUACACCCCGAAGUCCUUUACCGGAAGAAAAGAAGUACAGAACCCUCUCCCAAAACGGCGACGUCACCAAGCCUGAAACACUCCCAUGCUGGCUCGAAAAGUUGGACUCGGCAAAGAAUGCCGCGGGGCGCACGGCUAUCGAGCCCGCGGAACUGUUCAUGUCCGUCGUCGUACCGGCCUAUAAUGAAGAGAAGCGACUCGCGGGUAUGCUGGAAGAAGCAGUCAACUACCUCGAGCGCACAUACGGAACUCUUCAAAGCAGCUCGAGUCAUGAGAUGGAGAACAAUGGAGUUUCCACUCGCUCGAUGCGCAAACGCAACCCAGCUCCGGCUGAUCAGAAUGUGAACGGUAAUCACGAGUGUGCUGGAUCCGACCGCGGAUGGGAAGUCAUUAUUGUAUCCGACGGAUCCACUGAUCGAACUGAAGAGGUCGCAUUCUCCUUCACCCGGGACCACCAGAUUUCCGAGCAUCCCAAGGGCUACGCAGGCCCGUGGACGCCAAAGAUUCAAGAAGGUGUGCACAUUCCGCCUGGGACAAUCCGGGUGGUCAACUUGACGCACAACCGGGGCAAGGGAGGCGCUGUGACACAUGGAAUGCGCCAUGUCCGUGGUGAAUACGUGGUCUUUGCCGAUGCCGAUGGAGCGAGUAAAUUUGAGGAUCUGGGGAAACUGGUCGCCGCUUGCCGGGAGGUCGAGGACGAUCGAGGGCGGGGCGUCGCAGUUGGAUCGCGAGCGCAUAUGGUCGGCAGUGAGGCCGUUGUCAAGAGAUCCAAGCUACGAAACUUCUUGAUGCAUUCAUUCCACCUGAUCCUUUGGUUGAUGACACCGCCCAAGACGGCACCCGUCAAGGACACACAGUGCGGAUUCAAGCUUUUCUCGCGUCGCUCACUACCCUUCAUUGUUCCUUACAUGCACUCCGAGGGCUGGAUCUUUGACGUGGAGAUGCUCAUGCUGGCCGAGUUUGCGCGGAUUCCUGUGGUCGAGGUCCCCAUAGGAUGGCGCGAGGUUGGCGGGAGUAAGUUGAAUGUCAUCCGGGACAGUAUUGGCAUGGCUUGGGGAUUGGCCAUUCUGCGGGCAGCGUGGUCGCUGGGGGUUUACCGGCAGCGAUGA